UAUUUGAAAAUAUAUACAUAAUAUUUAUUAUCAAUUAAUAAUAACCACAACAACAACAACACCGCCGAAGAGAUAUGUCUAAAAUGACACUCGAGUUGGGAAUCGAUGUCUCGACCCUUCCGACCGAUAUUCGGGAAAAGUUGGCCGAAUUGGAGCUCGAAUUGUCCGAAGCGGCGAUCGUUGAGAGAUUGCCACCAAAUGCGAGCACAGCGUCGAAGCCUGUGCUGAAGGUGUCGAAGGCUAAGGGCAGGGAUAAUAGCGAUCACCAUAAGCGUCAACAUCUGGGCCACAUCUGGUCCACAUCUUCAGGCAUUCCCAUUCAUGUAUGGCAGGCAUUAAUGGCCAACAGUGGUAGUAAUGGGAAGCAGUCAUCACAUGUGACCCUUUCUGGUGGUGGCUGUGGUGGUGACGACACCUCCACCGACACCUCUUCGGCGGAAGUGUUGUCAUCGCUUCGUUCGUCAUCUGAUUUGGACGACACGACUUCAUCAGAGGAAGACGUCUUUAUGCUGAGAGGCGAUAUCACGCAAAAGGGAUACGAGAAGAAAAAGUCCCGAUUAUUGGCCCCGUAUGUGACAGUCAGUCAUCAAUCAGGCGAUAUCACGCAAAAGGGAUACGAGAAGAAAAAGUCCCGAUUAUUGGCCCCGUAUGUGACAGUCAGUCAUCAAUCAGAGGUGAGACAAGAGGCGGUACAGCAAGCGUUGGCUGCUAUGCAAAAGAAACCCAAGCCAUCGAUGCCGAUGCCGUCGAAACGGACGUCAGUGAUGGCCACUUCGCCCAUUCGGGACCACAAACAACGGGUGACCGACUCGUCCAGCGAUGACGACAGUAUACUCAACGACAGCAGUAGCACAACACCCGAACACGACCGCAACGACCGCAACAGCUCUUCGCAGCGACCCUUCCAAUCGGUGGAGUCGUCCGACACGUCCAACACGUCGUCGCCGGCGCACGACAUACACCUUCCGCCGCCGCCGAGGAUUAUCGGCGUUCAGGAACACCACAAUAACAGCGGCAGUCAUAAUAGUAACGGCAACGGCGCCUACAAUAUCAGUCAUAAUCAGCACCGACAGCACCACCGGCACGAUCGCCAUCACCACCAGCAACAGCUACAGCAACAGCAACAACAACAGCAACACCAACACCGCCAUCAACAGCAACGCACCAAACAUCAGUCAUCACAGCCACCGUUACCUCCACACCAACAGCAGAUACUUAAGCAACAGCUGAUGAAUUCGCGGCUCAGCGCUCAGUUGAACUCCCAGAUCAGUUCCCAACAGGUGGUGAAUUCCGGGAUCAGUUCCGGCGGUGAUCGGGGCUCCACUCCGCUGCCAGCCGUACCGCCGACCCCCAGUCCCGCCCCUCCACCACCCGUGGCUGCUGUCAACGGUAGCGCCGCACUCAACGAAUACGCCAAUAAUAACGUACCGCCCAGUCGUCCCGAACGGAUCAGUUCCCGAUCGACCACAACCGACAGCGGUAUUGUCAAUCUGGCGGAUGUGAUGCAGAAUCUGACGCCAUCGAUGACAUACAACGCCCAGCCAGACGUCACGUCCAAUGCACAGUUGCACAGAGAUAGCAGGGAUAGGGACUCACUAUCGGGACUCGACACGUACAGCACCGGUACGGGCACCGGACGAUGGAAAGUAUCCGCAAAGAUUCAGCAACUGUUAAACACAUUGAAACGCCCGAAACGGCGACCACUGCCCGACUUUUACAUCGACGACGAAACCGAUCUGGAGAUAGCGGCCAAUCAGUUGGACCCGACUUCGCCCAAACCCGAAGGCAGCACAAUGUUGCCGUCCAUUGGCGAACAGCUGAUGGUGCCGGCGGGUCUGCCCAAGACGUUGGAGGCGGCGCUUCAUCGAUACGGUUCGGCCACUUUCAAAGCGCCCGCCGCCACAGUAUUGGACACCAAUAGCAAAAUGAGUCCACCCCUGACUUACGGCAAACUGUUGUCCCGAUCGCGCAAAAUAGCCUACAAUUUGCUGAACAAAAUCGGCCAAAAAGGCGAACUCAGUAUCAAACCGGGCGAUCGCGUGGCGCUGGUCUUCCCCAACAACGACCCGAUCGGCUUCAUGUGCGCCUAUUAUGGCUGUCUGACCGCUGGUGUGGUUCCCGUUCCCAUUGAGGUGCCGCUGACCCGUCGGGACGCCGGCUCACAACAGAUAGGCUUCCUGUUGGGCAGCUGUAACGUGGCGUUCGCGUUGACCUCCGAGGCGUGCAAUAAGGGUUUCCCCAAAACGGCGACCGGAGAGAUACACACGUUCAAGGGUUGGCCGAAGCUGUCGUGGCUCAUCAUCGACACACUCGGCAAACCGCCUAAAGACUGGUCGCCGCCGUCGAGGAUAUCCGAAGAGGCGGCCGCUUAUAUCGAGUACACCGUCGAUAGGGACGGCUCGAUGAAAGGUGUGUCCGUAUCGCGCAAUGCCAUGAUAUCUCACUGCCGGGCCCUCACCGGCGCCUGUAAUUACACGGAGGGAGAGAUAAUGCUGUGUGUAUUGGACUUUAAACGCGAGGUGGGUUUGUGGCACUCCAUACUGUGCAGCGUAUUGAACGGAAUGCACGUCAUAUUCAUCCCAUACGCGCUCAUGAAGAUCAACCCGGCCUCUUGGAUGCUCGUCAUCACCAAAUUCAAGGCCUCAGUCGCCAUCUGUAAGUCCCGAGACCUUCAUUGGGGUCUUCUCGCCACCAAAGACCACAAAGACGUCAAUUUGAGUUCUUUGCGUAUGCUUUUGGUGGCCGACGGCUCCAACCCCUGGUCCCUCUCGUCGUGCGACCAGUUUUUGAAUGUGUUUCACAGCCGCGGCCUUCGCGUAGAGGCCAUGUGUCCGUGCGCUGUGUCCGCCGAAGCGCUCACUAUAUCUGUCAGACGACCCGGAAGGACUGGAAUCGGUUCAACGGGAAGGGGAGUGCUGUCGAUGUCGGCCCUCAGUUAUGGUGUCAUUCGCGUGGAUCAGGAAAACAGUUUAACGUCAUUAACAUUACAAGACUGCGGACAUGUCUUACCGGGAGCGAUCGCAGCGGUGGUGAAGAUAAACGGCGCGCCUAUACUCUGCAAAACGGAUGAAGUGGGAGAGAUCUGUCUGAGCACAGCGGCCGCCGGUUCCUGCUAUUGGGGCCUUCAGGGGCUGACGAACAGCAUAUUCCGUAUGCAACCGCUCAACAACGACGGCCGACCCUUCAGCGAACAGACCUUUGUCCGCACGGGUCUACUCGGCUUCAUGGGUCCCGGGGCUCUGGUCUUCGUGUGCGGCACUCGCGAUGGUGUGAUGAAUGUGAGCGCCCGUAAGCACAACACCGACGACCUGAUCGCUACGGUGUUGGCCGUCGAGCCCAUGAAGUUUGUCUAUAGGGGACGGAUAGCCAUAUUCGCCAUACGAGUGCUGCGGGACGAGAGGAUAUGCGUGAUCGCCGAACAGAGGCCCGACUGUACCGAAGAGGAGUCAUUCCAGUGGAUGAGUCGAGUGCUACAAGCGGUCGACUCAAUACAUCAGGUGGGCAUCUAUUGUCUGGCACUCGUGCCGCCCAACUGUUUGCCCAAAACACCGCUCGGAGGCAUACAUCUGUCCGAAGUGAAGCGCCGCUAUCUGGACGGCGCCCUCCAUCCGGCCAACGUCCUCAUGUCACUCCCCUUCCCGAAUUCUUUGGCCACAAUAACAGCGAUCGCAGCGGUGGUGAAGAUAAACGGCGCGCCUAUACUCUGCAAAACGGAUGAAGUGGGAGAGAUCUGUCUGAGCACAGCGGCCGCCGGUUCCUGCUAUUGGGGUCUUCAGGGGCUGACGAACAACAUAUUCCGUAUGCAACCGCUCAACAACGACGGCCGACCCUUCAGCGAACAGACCUUUGUCCGCACGGGUCUACUCGGCUUCAUGGGUCCGGGGGCUCUGGUCUUCGUCUGCGGCACUCGCGAUGGUGUGAUGAAUGUGAGCGCCCGUAAGCACAACACCGACGACCUCAUCGCUACGGUGUUGGCCGUCGAGCCCAUGAAGUUUGUCUAUAGGGGACGGAUAGCCAUAUUCGCCAUACGAGUGCUGAGGGACGAGAGGAUAUGCGUGAUCGCCGAACAGAGGCCCGACUGUACCGAAGAGGAGUCGUUCCAGUGGAUGAGUCGAGUGCUACAAGCGGUCGACUCAAUACAUCAGGUGGGCAUCUAUUGUCUGGCACUCGUGCCGCCCAACUGUUUGCCUAAAACACCGCUCGGAGGCAUACAUCUGUCCGAAGUGAAGCGCCGCUAUCUGGACGGCGCCCUCCAUCCGGCCAACGUCCUCAUGUGUCCGCACACGUGUGUCACAAACCUACCCAAACCGCGCGAAGUGCACACCGAGAUCGGUCCCGCGUCCGUAAUGGUGGGCAACAUUGUUCAGGGCGUACGACUGGCCAUCGCUCAGGGCCGUGACGUGGGCUCCAUCGACGAGGACACCGACACCACACGCAAGUAUCAGUUCAUAUCGGAGAUACUGAAAUGGCGAGCGACCACUUCGCCCGACCAUAACAUCUAUACACUGCUCAACUCGAAAGGCGGCGAAACGCAGACCAUGUCGUGCUCGCAGCUCCACAAACGGGCCGAACGCGUGGCCUGUCUUCUCCUGGAGAGGGGAAAGUUGAAUACCGGCGAUCACGUGGCGCUCAUCUACUCGCCCGGCGUGGACCUGAUCUGCGCCUUCUACGGGUGUCUGUUCAUCGGCGUAGUGCCGGUCACCAUAAGGCCGCCGCACCCGCAGAACCUGCAGACAACACUGCCCACCGUUCGCAUGAUUGUGGACGUGUCAAAGUCGGUGCUCAUACUGUCCACCGGACCCGUCAUCAAACUGCUCAAAUCAAAAGAGGCCGGCAAUGUGGUCGACAUCAAGUCGUGGCCGCAAACCAUCGACACCGACGACUUGCCGAAGAAGAAGUUGACGAGCAUUUAUAGGGCGCCGACGCCCGAAAUGAUCGCUUACCUCGACUUCAGUGUCUCGACGACGGGAAUGUUGGCCGGCAUUAAGGUGUCUCACGCGGCGGCCGCCUCCCUGUGCCGCAGCAUGAAGUUGGCGUGUGAGCUCUACCCCUCGCGUCACAUCGCCCUCUGUCUCGACCCGUACUCAGCGCUCGGGUUCGUCCUCUGGUGUCUCAAUAGUGUAUAUUCUGGUCAUCACUCGAUUCUGAUUCCGCCGUCGGAAGUGGAGCUCAACCCCAGCCUAUGGUUGAGUGUUGUCUCGCAAUACAAAGUGAGGGACACUUUCUGCUCGUACGGCGUUAUGGAGUUGUGUACCAAAGGGUUGGGCUCUUCCGUACAGCAGAUGAAGCAACGGGGAGUAAACUUGAGUUGUGUCCGCACGUGUGUUGUGGUGGCGGAGGAGAGGCCGCGGGUGGCGCUCACCAACUCGUUCUCCAAACUCUUUCAAAGUCUAGGUCUGUCGGCCCGCGCGGUGAGCACGUCGUUCGGGUGCCGCGUGAACGUCGCCCUCUGUCUGCAGGGGGCCGCCAGUCCCGACCCGACCACUGUAUACGUGGACACUCGGGCCCUACGCAACGACAGGGUAACACUGGUAGAGCGCGGGGCGCCGCACAGCCUCUGUCUCACGGAGUCCGGCAAACUGUUGCCUGGAGUCAAAGUGGUGAUCGCCAACCCCGAGACCAGAGGCCACUGCGGCGACUCCAAUCUGGGAGAGGUUUGGGUCCAAUCGCAGCACAAUUCAAGCGGUUAUUUCACAAUAUAUGGCGACGACUCUCUACAUAACGACCACUUUAACGCCCGACUCAUUACCGGUGACGCCACUCAGACGUACGCCAGAACUGGUUAUUUGGGUUUCUUGAGGCGAACCGAAUCGGUUCAGGCGGACGGAGAACUACACGACGCCAUCUUCAUAGUGGGCUCUUUGGACGAAACGAUUACAUUGAGAGGUCUUCGUUACCAUCCCAUAGACAUUGAGAACAGUGUUAUGCGAUCUCAUAAGAAAAUUUCCGAAUCAGCUGUGUUCACGUGGACUAACCUCCUGGUAGUGGUGGUCGAGUUGGACGGCAAUGAGAACGAAGCGUUAGAUUUGGUUCCUUUAGUAACUAAUGUAGUCUUAGAAGAACACCACCUGAUAGUAGGCGUUGUAGUAGUGGUCGAUCCGGGAGUGGUUCCCAUUAACUCCAGAGGAGAGAAACAACGAAUGCAUUUGCGCGACGGUUUCCUCGCAGAAGCGUCUGGUUAA
Molecule: messenger RNA, 6182 nt
Organism: Medioppia subpectinata
Lineage: Eukaryota; Metazoa; Arthropoda; Arachnida; Sarcoptiformes; Oppiidae
Source: the annotation of a GenBank genome assembly